Molecule: messenger RNA, 3812 nt
Organism: Trachymyrmex septentrionalis
Lineage: Eukaryota; Metazoa; Arthropoda; Insecta; Hymenoptera; Formicidae
Gene: Pten
Product: phosphatidylinositol 3,4,5-trisphosphate 3-phosphatase and dual-specificity protein phosphatase PTEN
Exons: 10
Coding region: 1026-2615 (529 amino acids)
Biological process (GO): protein dephosphorylation; negative regulation of cell population proliferation; cell motility
Cellular component (GO): cytosol; plasma membrane; nucleus
Molecular function (GO): phosphatidylinositol-3,4,5-trisphosphate 3-phosphatase activity; protein tyrosine phosphatase activity
Source: RefSeq, a predicted model, not a curated record
CGUCUCUUGCUCCUCCUGCUCCUCCAACCCGAUCCAGAAAGAUCCCGCGAUUCGUUCGCGGUGACGCGAUCGGAGUGUGCGCGCCGAAAGAGAAACGCGAGAAUGGGCCGCGGCGGCGAGUCGCGAGCGAGAAUACAUACAACAUCGCACACACAUUAAUACACACAUACAUAUGCGUGUGUAACGUGCGUGCGUAAUGCGUGCAUGCGUACGGCUACGGGACGGAACGAAACGGAACGGAACGAAGAAGAGACCGUGGCCACCCGCGGGGGUCGAGAGGCGAGAAAGCGGAGAAAAGACACACAUACACAUACGCACGCACACGCUGUCAUGGCGUUAACGUUAACAACGCGUGUCGAGCGUACUACGUGCCGUCGGCGACGCUGCCGCGAACCGAGGUGCCGGUAAUAUACCGCCGUUUAUUUCCGCCGCGGAACAGUCCCCGGAUAACGUAACGCGAGAACGACGGCGAUCAGAUCAGUCCAUCCGAACGGGGGAGAGAAAGAGUGAGUGAAUAAAGGAAGGGGAAAAGGAGAGGGAGAGAGAGAGAGAAACAGAAAGAGAGUGAGCAGCGCGAGCGUUGUCAGCCGCUCGGCUUCAAUCAGCUUCGAUUCUGCUUCGAGCGCUGAGUCUGUCGUCGUAUUCCCUCGGUCUCUUUCAUCUACAGAAAAGGAAUGUCUAUCUGAGUGGACUACAGAUAAGGAAAUCCGCGGUGGACAAUGCAACAAUCCGGAGGCCAGUGUCUUUAGUGAUAGCUGUACAGUUACGGAACCUGCGAAAGAGUGUAUGGUGUGCAUUCCUUAUUUGCGUCAUCUGCCACCGCGAUUGUGUGGACAGUUUCUCCCCAAAGGCUAUAUCAUUACUUUCUGGAUUUUCACUGUUGUGUGUUCUGUGAAAUCCCAUCAGACUGGUGAUGGUGAUAUGUCAUCAUAAAAUGAUCCACAUCCGAUCAAGAACCAGCACCGAGCUUCGUGGUGGAGAAAUAGGACAUGCUCGAUGAAAAACAUGCCUAAGUAGAGGAACACAUGUUCUGGGAAUUGAUGGGUAUAUGCUUUUCCUGCAGGAGACCCACCAGCGGCAGGUUGAAUAGUAAAAUCUCUGAACAUAUCUCGGCCUCCGUAACUCCUCUCCAUGUUUGUCUGGAGGAACAAAGAAGACCAGAACUGGGCUCAUGUGACGCCUCACAAGCUCACAAGCCUCAGGUUAAAAGAACCUUUGAGAAUCAAAAGGCAGAAGAAGAGAUUCCCGAGGAGGUGGCGGAAAGUGAUUCGAUCGAAGUCGAAGCAGGAGAUUUAAGACAAAGCCAUCUGAGUAUGGCCAAUACUAUCAGCAACAUGAAGGUGACUAAUACCAUAAAGGGACUGGUUAGCAAACGCCGCAAACGUUUCACAGAAGAUGGUUUUAAUCUUGAUCUCACAUAUAUAAAACCGAAUUUAAUAGCGAUGGGUUUUCCUGCUGAGAAACUGGAAGGAGUGUAUAGAAAUCAUAUUGAUGACGUUGUUAAACUACUGGAAUCGAAGCAUAAAGACCAUUAUAAAAUUUAUAAUCUGUGUUCUGAGAGAUCGUAUGAUUUUAAAAAGUUCAAGCAGAGAGUAGCUACUUACGCAUUCGAUGAUCACAAUCCACCAAAGCUGGAGCAGAUUAAGCCUUUCUGCGAGGACGUGCAGUCGUGGUUAUCCCAAGAUAAGGACAAUGUGGCCGCAGUUCAUUGCAAGGCGGGCAAAGGUCGGACGGGUGUAAUGGUGUGCUGCUAUUUACUUCACAGCAAACAGUUUCCCACUGCCACGGAAGCCCUUAAUUAUUAUGGAACUAAACGAACUCACGAUAGGAAAGGCGUAACGAUACCAUCGCAGAGAAGGUAUGUGGAUUAUUAUGCUACCCUCCUCAAAGAAGGUAUCAGUUAUGAACCAGUGACAUUAUUACUGCGUAAAAUACAACUGGAUCCGGCUCCUAUUUUCAAUGGAGGUCAAGGCUGUCUGCGUUUUGUAAUCUCAGAAUCAAAUAAAAGGAUAUUUUCUGAUGAUUAUGAGGUUCGGAAAGGUACAUCUUCUAUAUGCAUCUCACUGCAACACACUGUCGCUCUAACGGGAGAUAUACGGGUGGAGUUCUAUAAUUAUAAGCCAAAAAUGAAACGGAAGGAAAAGAUUUUUCAUUUUUGGUUUAACACAUUUUUCGUCCGUGAGAAAACAAAUUCCGAAUGCGACAAUGGCGAUUUACAUGUUGAAAGAUCGACGAGGGCAUUUAGCUGUGAUGGCACAACCAUGGAAUUGCCGAUGGUUAUGUCGCAUGUGAAAGCUAGAACUGGAUCAUUGGCGAGUCUCGGUCCUAUGCCGCCCACUCUCGUUUUACGGAUAGAUAAGUCAGGAUUGGACAAAGUACACAAGGAUAAAAAUCACAAACUAUACAGUCCGGAUUUUAAAGUGAGUCUAUUUAUGCAUAGCGUGGGCGGGAACAUAUCGCCAGCUGUGCCAGUGACGAACAGAGGUGGCGAUGGUGUUCAGCUGGGGAUGGGUGGUCAGGAGACACCGAGUGAGUCGAGCGAGGCGGACAGCAGCGAGUGUGACACUACCGGUGACGAGGACGGUUGGGAAUCCGGGGAGUCGACAUAUUUGUGACUGUUGAGACUUGACUGAUGAUGGCGGGGCCGAUCGGGGCUAAACCCUGUGACGAUCAACCUCUGACCGCUGAAAACCUCGCACCGCUUGAUUACCGAAUCGAUUGUGUGUGCGAAUAGAUGAAACGACCACCAUCGCCAUCCCGUGCCUGCCACACCACGCAUGCAUACACACCCUGCCCGCCAUCCCCCCGCCCCACAAAAAACUCUUCUUGGUACACACACGCUGAUGCUUCACGAAAGAAAACAGUUACGUUAUCAUUUAGAGUUAAUUAAUUUACCGUAUUCAUGAUUUACCGUGAUCAAUACACGGCUUUUAUAUGAAAGAAAUAAAGCGCCAGUUUUGUUUUUUAAUCCCGGUUAUCGCCGGAAAUUUCCCUCGGGAGACAUUUAUAUAAAUCACGACGACUUAUUAGAUAGCAAAUAAAUGAUUUUUGUAUAAACGCAAAUGUAUUUUUAUGUAUUAAUGUAUCAUUUAAGUUGCGACAAGGUAUUAUUCGAAUUGAAGUCGAACUUCAGGCCCAGUGGUCGCUGCGUCAAUACAUUAAUCCUUGUCUUGGCUGCGCCAAAUAGAUAGAGAUGCUUUUACGAAAAUUAUAGAAAUUAUCCUUUUGAAAACGUUUUACCGUGAAGUAAUUGAGAUGAAGUAAUAAAAUGAAGAUUGCGGAAACAAUUUUAAUGGAAGAAGCUUUUAGGAGCGUGUUUCGUAUUUACUACACGGAGAGGCGCUUGGUUUCUUCUGUGCAAAAGCUGUUCAUAUUAGUGCUAGCUAGAGAUCUUAUUUAAAGAAUAGACGAAUAUUCGGCAAACAUUUUCGUUUCAGUCUCGCGCAUCGUAUGCGUUUUGCUGUCGGAAAUGGAUUCGUAUAACAAGUCGAGUGAGAGUCCUGAGUAUGAAGUAUUUCCCCGAGUACUCGAAUACAAAUAAUCCCUAAAAUACGCGCUGUCGCGUAUAACGCGCAUAAAUGAAUGUAAAUUGAGUUUCUCCUUUUUUUUUUUUAUUUAUUUAUUCAUUCAUUCUCCGAGGAGAGCAAUAACGAUAUUUGCGUUUUGCGCGCGCGAAUAAUUUAUUAUUUAUUAUUAUCUUUCUCCGAUGUGUUUUAUUCGUAUAUAAUAUACGUACUACGCAAGCGCUUCUUUUCUUUUCUGGUGUCUCUUCGACGUGAUGGGCGAUUCAUUUCGACGACGUAGAUAUCUGA